Humulus lupulus (European hop) is the source of this 2673-nucleotide messenger RNA. RefSeq names its product SH2 domain-containing protein B-like. The coding region runs from base 233 to 2374 and encodes 713 amino acids. Lineage: Eukaryota; Viridiplantae; Streptophyta; Magnoliopsida; Rosales; Cannabaceae. Gene Ontology annotation, molecular function: DNA-binding transcription factor activity, RNA polymerase II-specific; RNA polymerase II cis-regulatory region sequence-specific DNA binding. The transcript has 12 exons. Gene Ontology annotation, biological process: regulation of transcription by RNA polymerase II; signal transduction. The record is from RefSeq and is a predicted model, not a curated record.
AACCCUAAAAACCAAUAGUAUUUUGCCACAUCAUCAAGUCAUUAUGGGUCUUCAAAAUACCCUAGUAGCCUACUAUUAGCUCACCCCAACGCGGCGCACCAGAUUAUUACCCCAUUUCAUUCAGAGGAGUAGCUAGCGGAGCUACAACCGUCAAUUAACAAAAAGUUUCUUCUUUUCCCUUUCAGUUUUUCUUUUGAGGUUUCGAAGAACAAAAAGAAAAAUACAAAUCAUCAUGGGAGAUGAAGCAAUGGAGCGAGAGAAUUACUUAGCCCUGAAAGAUUUAAGAGUUGAAAUCGAAAGAGAAGAUGGAAACUUUUCUCUUUGCUUUUGGAUUUACCUCACCAACUCCACUACAUUUCCUGUUACACUUCUUCAAAAGGUUCCCCUAGAUGGCUCAAGCCAUUCUCCUUUACUUGUUAUAAAUGAAAAGGAGGUGAUGCUUUUUCCAUUACUUACCUUGCACAAUGAAGUUCAGAAUUCUUCAAGCCCUGCUUUUUCAUCAGAAGUUCCUCGUGCAUCUGUAGAGAUUGAGUUUCCUCUUGAAAAGUGGGUUCAUUUUGGAUGUGAGGUUCUGAUUGACUGCAUAAGGCUGCACAUUGAUGGAGAGUGUGUUGGAGAUAAGUCUCUGUCUUCUAUAUUUGAAAAAGAGUCCAGUGUUAAUGGUUCUGGAAAGAUCACUUUGGUUAGUGCAGGUGGAGAUGAGGCCAAUGAGCAGGGUUACAUUUACAAUAUUGAAGUUUUAUCCACAACGUCAUCCACCAAGGAUCACUUUGCUAAGGAUCCACCUGUACAAUUAUCUAUUGAUAAGUCAUCUGCAUCUGAGAUUGAAGAAGGCCAAGGUGGUAUUUGGAGUAUUGUUGGUGGCAAGGCAUCUUGUCGCAGGAACUUUUCUUUAGAUGUUGUCUUCCUUGAUACCUCUGACCAGCCUGUAAGCAAGGAAAUGGAGGUUGUGGCUUCACUUUUAUACCUUGAUAAUGGAGAACCUGUUGAGAGAACAAGUGAUGGAGAAGCUCCUCUUUUGGCUAGCUUCGAUGGAAUUGAAUUUGCUUCUUAUGAUAAGCCAAUUAAGCUAUUGCAUGGGCGUGCAUCUUUUAAGCUCAAAAUAUCUCAGCUUUCAUCCAAGUGUCAAAAUAGGCUUUUCCGCAUUAGGUUUCACUUGCCUAAUAUGAAAACAUAUCCUUUCUUUGAGGCAUUUUCUCCUCCAAUACGCAGUAUUUCACGAAACCAAAAUACUCGAGUAUCAUCUACAAUGUGGAAAAGGUCAAACUCUGCCCCCCACCAAAUAUCUCAAUCACCUGGAGUGGAUGAAGAUAUGAUGGAUGUUGAUCAAAAUUCUUCACAUGAAACGAAACCCAGUCCAUUAUCAAAGCGUUUAAGGUUGGGACAAGACAGAAUUUCCACAACCGUUAGGGCUGAUCCCACGCUGGAGACCCUUGAUGAUGAAUGCAACUCUCAUUCCAGGACCACAAAUAAUAAGGUUGAAGAUGUUUUCAUGACAGAUUCAACUGUUGGACCUGGAAACUUUGAUGAUGAAGACAACUCCUCAUCUGAAUCCGAAAGUAUAGAAGCGAGAAAUUCAGCUCCCAAGAGUACAUCAAGUACCAGAAAUCCAGUAUCAGAUACAACUAUCUUUAAAUACUGCCUGGCAGGCUUAACUGAGAAAUCCCUUCUCCUCAAGGAGAUUGCACACUCUGCUUCUAAUAAAGAACUUUUAGAUUUUGCAAAUCAGGUUUCCUUAUAUUCAGGCUGUUCGCAUCACAGGAACCAAAUUAUAAUGGCAAAACAAUUAGUAGAGGAAGGGACAAAGGUCUGGAAUUCAAUCUCACAAAACAACAACAGGGUUCAGUGGGAGAGCGUGGCUUUUGAGAUUGAAGAACAUUUUAUGAAAAUUGCUUGUUGCAGUUCUCGGUCUCUCACACAACAGGACUUUGACCUUCUGAAGAAAAUUGCCGGAUGCCAAGAAUAUGUGGCCCAAGAGAACUUUGAGCAAAUGUGGUGCUGGCUAUACCCUGUAGCUUAUACAUUAUCAAGAGAUUGGAUAAAUACAAUGUGGAGUUCUACAUCACCCAGAUGGAUAGAGGGAUUUAUUACAAAGGAAGAAGCAGAGUUAUCACUUCAAGGACCUAAGAGUUUUCAAGAGCCUGGGACAUUUAUACUUCGGUUUCCAACUUCAAGGAGCUGGCCCCACCCAGAUGCUGGUAGCUUAGUUGUGACAUACAUUGGAAGCGAUUAUACCCUUCGCCACAAGCUUCUCUCACUUGAUCAUUUAUAUAGUAGCUGCGCAAGCGAAGAUAAGGAUGUGAAGCCUCUGCAGGAUAUUCUUCUUGAAGAGCCUGAAUUAUCAAGAUUGGGAAGGAUUAUAAGAAGUCACUGAGUGAUAGGAAUGCCUUGUCAUCCUGUUUUUUGGCAGAUGGAUUCUGGGGGUGGCUACUGAUGUAUUUACUCAUCUUUGUUUAGUAUGUAUAUAACUUUUUUGUUUAAUCAUCAUUAUUGUGAAGGAAGAGAAGAUAAAUAGAAAGUGGGAGAUGUGCCUUUUAAUUUAUUUUGCUUAGGAAACAAGCAUUUGGACAGUGUUGUUCUUAUUAGCUACAUGGGGCAGUCCCAACUACAGAAAAGUCUUAAAUUUUGUACUUGUCUCCGGCCAAAAAUAUGUAUAUCACUAAAAUUUAACAA